AUGUCUGCAAAAGAUCUCUUCCUGAGUUGCAAGAAAGGGGACCUAAAUAGUGUCAGGUAAGCAUUUUAUUUUGCAGUUAAGUUUGCAUAUUUUGAGCUUUUAUAAAUUAGUUCCAUACAUACAUAUUUCCGUGGACAAUUAAAUUGUGACGUUAUUCGUAAAUUUCAGCUGGUAUGUUGGAAGUCAAGUUGUCCUUUAUAUAUCACUUCACACCUGAAGUAGAUAUCACGAUAAGGUUAAGACAAAACAUUGAAAUUUAAAGCUCAUCGCUUAAUGAAUUAAACUAAGCGUUUAAGAAGUGCAUAUACUUUUUUUAACUUCAGUGUUCUCAGUCUGACACGAUCUCCAUAAACCGUCUAAAAUUUCAAAGUUUUUGCACAGCUCUGUUAAGUGGUCUCGUACCAACGUCAAAUUAAAAUGGUUUUCCACUUGCAUUGCGCUACCCUGCGAGCAGAGUCUCCUUCGAUCUUCCUAGAGACUCUGCUCGCAGGGUAGCAUUGCGCUGACAUAAGUACAAAAAGGAAAAAUGGCAUGGAACGGUAACAAUAUACGAAUUAUCUUACAUGAUUUUUGACAACGCAGUGACAACGGCGUCCAAUCAGGUGUUAUUAAGACUUUUGUAAUUACAAAGAUGUGGCGCACCACAAACGUCGAAUCUCCAACUGCAAAAGCUAAAGGAAAGCCCGUUUUUACAUAACUUUUCCCGAUCUAACCAACCCAACCCCAGCUAAAACCGCGAACCGCUGGUGGGAAUCUUACGGACCCUCCUGUAACUAAAGUAGAAGUCAGAACGGUAACUUAAAUCUAAAUCAAAUGACGUGUGAGGGGGUAAGUGGGGUAAGUGUGCCUGGCAAUAAAAAAGGAAUAAAUAAAUAAAUAGAAGAAAAAUAAUGGGUAGUAAAGACCUCAAUAAACAAGAAGGAAGGAAAAUGGCCAUCCAAUCAUCUUUCGCUAAAAAUCCGUUCUAAUUAUCCAUGAAGUGGGUUUUGAGCAAGGCAUUAAACAAUUGAAAGAGGACCAUCAGUUGAGAUAGUCAAGACCUGCAUAAAACGUUUCAAAAUUGCAAUAAAGCGAAAAAGCACCAUCCAUGUAUAUGUUACAGGUCAAAAUUAAAUUCAGGUUAAAAUUUGUUACAAUAGGUUGAUUCUCAGUUUCCUUUGUCUCCUAGCUAGCCCUAAUUUUUCACGAAUUAGGGCUAGGAGACAAGGGGACUUGAGAAUUAACCAAGGUUAAAAAAAUUUUAACCUGUAUUUAAUUUUGACCUGUAACAUAUUCAUAUACGAUACUCCGUAAAUGUCAGUGGCAGAUUGGAACGCAUCGUGUUAAAAUUCACGAAGACAGUCCCAUUCUCCCGGGGGGUACUCCCUCAUAAGGGCUUAAUGGGGACGUGCGGCCAGCCAGGGUAUGUUUUUCGGGAUUUUUGUCUUAAACAGGGUAUCGACUUUAUCAUUUUUUGGCUUAAUCAGGGUAUCGAUUUAUCAAUUGUUGUCUUAAACAGGAUAUCUUUUCUUGGACGAUAAACAGCAAAAUGUUUACAAGCUCUAAUGUUAAAUUAAUAUUGACUUCCGUUGACUUAAACAGGGUAUCAAAUAUCGGAAUUCUGUCGUAAACAGGGUAGGAAAAUCAGCGAUAUUUGUCUUAAACAGGGUAAGGGUAUGAGGGGCCGCGACGCACCUCCCCACCCAGGGAUAUAUCGAGUACCCCCCCUCCCCGCGGGCCCAUUCCAAAGAACGCCACUUUCGCAUUUUCUAUAAUGCACUCUCUUUGUAACGUGAAAUUUUUCACUUUCUCUUGGGAUUUAAAAUUUUCGCUGUAAAAGUUGAAAACAAUAAUUGUGCAAAAAUUUUGGUAGGCAAAUAAAGUACAUCAAUGUGAGGAAUGUGAAAAUGACGAAUAGCUUGUGAGCUGUAUCUUUCUUCCCCCAGUAUAUUUUAAAAUUCCUCAAAUAAAAUUAAUAAAUAAGCGAAAAAAAUUCGAGUUAGCGGGGGAUUCGAGUUAUCCGAGUGUAAGUUAUCGAGGUUCUCCUGUACUGUUGUUACCCUUUCCUCAAGAAUUCCAUUCUUUGUUGGAAUUUAUUACGUUUAAAGGAUAAGUGUUCGAGCUUCACGCUCUUUUUAUUAAUCAACAGUUGUUAAUUUAAACUUUAAAGAUGAAAUAGGCUUAAACAGGCUAGCCAAAGCUGUGUUGUUUUUAGCUGCGGUUUGUGACCGAUUAUAAAAAUAUACAUUGUAGGAAAAUGUGGUAGCGUUAUUUACCGUGAUGUUUUUAAGUUCCCAGGUAUAUAAACCGUCCUUCUAGUUAAAUGCAAGAAAAAGCCCCUUUGGACCCACCCAACAACCUUUUCAACUUUAAUUUUGGUUUUAUGAGUCAAUUUAAUCGGACUGAUCCACGUCUUUUUUGUCAGCGUUGGAAAAUGACCAGUAAGUUAGCGAAAAUUAGAAUUAGUCAACUCGACGGUCAGAAGCGAGCGACGUUAUUGCUCCCCAAAGUCGCGAUUUUUUUAUAGAGACGCUUCAAAUGGCAGGGAGCACAAUCUCCCCCACCCACCCCCCACUAUACACAUGGAUGUAUUUUCUCUAACUGGUUCAUGUCGAAAGUUAACAAAAAUCGUGGACUGUGGAAGGGUCGAUUACGGGCUUCAUGAUUUUGCAGAAACCUUGUGGAGAAUGGAGAAACGGAGGUGAAUUUGAGAGACCGCUGGGACAGCACACCGCUGUAAGUAUAGUCGGGCCGUUACUAGGGCAGCCGGGCCAUUACUAGGGUCGUCACGCAACGCUCCUCCCCACUAGUGGGAGGAGAGGAGUGUUGCGUGACGACCCUAAUAACGACUGCGAAGGAGACUACUGUAAGUAUAGAUUAUCAAGAUUUGUAAUGAUUUGUAAUUAGCACAGACAUGCAUCAACAUAAUCAACUUGCAGUCAUUUGCAGAGAGACCGCUGUUGUAGUUCACCAUUUUACAAGCUGUCACAAUUUAUCGUCUCGUUCAUGUCUGGUCUGGAAAGGGGGAUCCUGAUCCCGCGUCAGUCUCCGCACGCUCUGUUCUCACGGGAAUCCCGCGACGCGAACGUCCUUUGUGGCUAUCCCGAAUAUCGUUUUCUUUCCCAAUCCUGGAUCCCUCUGCCCAAAUUUUUGUGAAUCCCUCUUUCCGGGUAGCAGUCAAAUCCCCUAUCCAAUUAAUGUUGCCAAUCCCGCACUGUGUUUUGUUAAAUUCGGAUCCGUAUCCCAUUUAACGUUUCCCGUAUCCCGUACUGUAUUUUGGUCAAAUCUCGUAUCCCGUUUAACGUUUCCAGAGUCCCGCACUGUAUUCUGCUUAAAUCGUGGAUCCCGGGAAGACCCUUCCAGACCCGGUCAAUACGACGUUUAACUAAAGUUUGAAAUUUCACAGUCUCCUAUAUUCCAACUGAGGAUGUUGUGUACCGCAGUCUCGGCGCAGUAUUAGUAAUUUUUUAUGACGUACCACGUUAAAACCAAUUGUGUCAUCUUUCUCUGUUUCAUUUACAUUUAGAUAUUACGCGUGUCUCUGCGGUCAUGAGGCAUUGGUAGAAUUUCUUUUACAAAACGGUAAGUUAAUUUUUGUAAUUCAAGGGUAUACAUUACUGCGGAAGCGUGGAACGUGAGGUAGUAAACUCGAUGCGCCAAGAGUAAUCGGCUUCGACGACAAGAGAUCUGGGUACGAGAUUACGCUAAGAGAAGAGAUGCGUCAUCGCGAUUAAUUCUGCAAACAGUGACGUGUGUGUUAUUGCUGCUCUGAUUGGGUCCUUAAUUGUAGAUCCAUAGCUGAAGUAUACAUGUGUGGCCAUGUAGAAUGUAUCAUCAUUAGAUGUGUUACCGUAACGAAAUCGCCGUGGGCCUUUUUUCCAAUUAGUUCGAUUACCAAAAAAUGUACUUAAAAAUUAAAUCGAAACUUUAAGUUAUCAUAUUCAUGGGUAUUUGAAAGAAUAAGUCAUCAGGGCUGCCACUAAGGGACGGGGGCCGGGGAUUUCCCCCUGCUACUAUGAGUAUGUCCCCUGCUUAUCUUCCUAGGGAUCAAAACUAAAAUAAAAGCAAACGAAUUUCCUCGCUGUUCGAUUCCCCGCCUACUAAUUGCGUAUACCCUACAACUUGCAAUCUUAGUGAAUGACAACCCUGAAAUCAUGCUAUGUCCAGAUUGUUCAAGCCGUCUCAUCACCUGAAGGCAGUUAGAGUUACGACAAUUUCGUCUCGUUUGUUUUUUCAUCAGGAGCUUAUUGCACUCCAAAUACUUUUGAUGGAGAACGCUGUUUGUACGCUGCCCUGACAGACAAGAUAAGAAGUUUGUUGAAAAGCUACAAAGCCAUCACUCCUGAGUGUAUGAGACGGGAUUCAUACAGGGAAUUUCUCAGGAGGUAAUUGUUAAACAAACAUUUUCCAUUUUGCACUGGCCUGUUAUAGACUUGCUAACCCCUAAAAGGCAAAAAAAUGUGAGAUUCUGAACCCAGAGCUGGGAAAAGUAGUGAAAAAUGGGUAAGAGUCGUGAGGUGUCCCAAAUUUCCUAGCGGAAGGAAUUCCAGGGGGGAUUAUGCAUGAUUAUGGUUUAUGAUUUCCGCGCUUUUCUCGCUGCACGUAUUAACUUCCAAUUCUGAUUGGUUGAUUGAAUUGUCGGCGUCUACUAUGAUUGGUUAGAUUGAGUUAAUUCUUGUUAUGUUGCCGGCAGGUGUCUGGAAGAUUCCCCGUAUGCAGACGUGUGUUUCCUGGUGCAUGGAGAACCUGUGAAUGCUCACCGCGUGAUUCUGUCUGCCCGCUCCUCAUACUUCGCCCACAUGUUUGAGACCAAAUGGCGCGAUCGGCGCAUAAUUGAACUAAAACACAGACUGGUAAGACAAUCUGCUUGAUAAUGUCAUAGCGAGCAAUCUAAAGUUUUCAGUCAGUCUUAGCAUGCGCAAUAGGCGUUCGAAAGGGAAGGGUAACGUGAUUUCGCGCGCGCAUGAGGAGCGCGAAGGGCGCUCUCAAAUUCACCUCCCCUUUCCUUUCAAACGCCUGCCAGGCAGGCCAAAUCAGAUUUCAGUGGUAAGUUUGUUUCUUUUUUUACCUUCCCCAGGUUAAACCCUCUGCUUUCCGAGCCAUUCUUCAAUACUUGUACACAUCUCGCGUGCAUAUUGAUAAAGAGGGACUCGAUAACUGCAUCCGACUUGCCCAUCAGUGUCAAUUGGAACAUCUCAAGUCUCAACUUCAGUUGAGAAAAGAUUUCAUCGAAGCUUUCGGUAUGAAAAUGUACAUGAAUCCAGCACUAUUAAUUUUUUAAAUGCUCUACAACCACAUAAAUUAAAACACAAAAAUUAGACAUAUAGAGAGAGUGACAGUGGCGGAUUAAUGUCGAGUACCGUGCGUUUAGUAUUAAAAUUUGCUUCACGACAUAAGUUUGUUGUACUGCAUUUCAAGUUUCUGUGUCCAAAGAACUAAAGAUACUGAUACUAAACGUGUCAUCAUAAUUGUAGAAACGUCCAAAAUGAGAGAGAUAAACGUGGUCAGCAUUGAACCGGAGUCCCAGUCCACCGAAUUACAAGACGCGUUCGGACGAUUGGCGGAAGCUGCUCUCCCCGUUCCCUUUACAUCUCAAGUAGGUUCUUAAUGCGUGAACUGAUUUACACUUAGGAUUGUGAGGUGCGUCGCACGGGUAAACGAACUGACAAGCGAAUGAACGCCAAUAUUCCCACUUUAGAAACUCUUAGGGGAUUGGAUACAAGCUUUCGGUGCAAAGAUUUCUGGGAUCGUGUGGGUGGACAAACAUUACUUAUGAUUGGUUAAUGGUUGCCGUGAAUACCAACGACCAAUCAUAGCUAACGUUUGUCCAUCUAAGAGAUCCCAGAAAUCGUUGCGCCGAAAGCUUGUACCCAGCCCCCUUAUAGCUUCUGGAGUGGGGAAUUGCGAGCUGCCUCUCUCCAGUUUUCUCUUGGUUUGUUAUCUCUGCUUUUGACGGGCCAUUCAUGUCCAUUGGACUGACUAAAAAGAAAUAAAAAGGGUUUUCCAAAAGCCUACAAAAGAUUUGUCGUUAAGCACUCUUCUGAAGAAGCAAGCUAGUCCAACACAAUCCACUUUCAAAAAUAUCAUCCGUUUGCUUUGAACUGUUUGUUUUCGUUUUGUCUUUUCAGCAAUUUCCAAGACAGUUUCCUUUUGAAAUCUCCUCGGACCUUUUUGAUGGUUAGUUGUUGUAAUCAAUGACAUUUUGCUACUUUUGUUAACAUUUAUUUUUUUGUCAAAUCAGUUUUGUCGACUUUAAUUGAGGAAUGCGCGAGCAUUUUUAUUCUGAAACGGUGUGCCCCUGUGUACCUGUAUUAAACAAAGUUCAGUUGUUCUUUGAUUUACUUUGAGCUACGGCAGUCAUUCCUGUAAAUAUGUUUAAACGUUAUGAUUCAGUUUCAGUCUGUAGCGAUGAGACAUCGCCCUUGGUAGAUGUGUGCUUUAUUGUGGACAACUAUAGAUUUUACUGUCACAAGGUAAGGGUAGUAAUUACUUUGCCAGGAUAAAAUACUCUACAAAGGCUUCGUUCGACCUCUGCUUGCAAGCGCGCAGCUAGCUUGCUUACAAGUGUUUCCAGUCGAGUUAUUGCGCGAAAGUUGGUGCGAGAGCCAAAACAAAAUGGGGGAGGGGGAGUUGCUCUCGUUUUGCUUUCUCGACGAACUCGCGCGAAAAGCUUGCUGUCCAGGCUAGCGCACAGAGUGAAUUUGCGCUUGCGUAGUUUAGCCCUAUAUGUAGAAGGACUGUACUAUUCCCAUCAAACCUCCCUUGAAGAGCGCAAAAAUCAUACUCGUGUUUGUAGGGUCUAAGUGACCCCGGUAGUUUAAAAUUCGGUAUAUAUUUACAGAUCAAAGCAUUUUUGAUCGUUUUAAUAAUUCUCACAACCCUUUCUAUUGAUUGGUCUCUCUUCUGUGGGUUAACGAGAGUUGACUGCAUACAUUUUAGUUAUAGUUGUCUUCUAUCUUUUGCAGGUGUUUUUCUGUGGAAGAAGUGACUAUUUCCGAGCUUUAUUAGAGUAUAAGUUGUCUGAAUCUCCACAAAACGAGAUGUUCAAAGAGUCCAUUACAGAAGUCUACCUCAACGAUGUAUCACCGGACGUGUUCGCCGCGGUUGUAGCGUUCAUUUAUCAAGAUACAGCACUUGUAAGUGGAAGGGUAGUCUCCCAAAGUACCUAUACGGGUAUGGUCCACCCAAAGGGUUCAUGAUUUCAGAGCAGAAUAUCCAUAUUUGAAACAUUUCAUACAAGGAGACGAACCCACAAAAGUGUCGCAGUUUGAGUAGCAAAGUAAAUAUCACUUUUUAUACCAAAUCCCUCUAGGCGUUGUUCAAAUUUGAUGACGUAUGCGACAAAUACCCAUGCACCAAAACCGACUUUAUGACGGUGCAUGGCUGAUCCGGAUGUUGCCAAGUAAGGGUGCUGCGAAGGGCGUGAUCCUAUAAGGAGGCGGAGGGCCGCUCUCGAAAAUAAUAAGUCAGUCCUAGCGUUGGCCCUUUAAGCCUCGGUUUUGGUCCAGCAUCCGUUGGCCUUAGUAUUGUUAGUCAAUUGAUGGCUAUUUGGAGCUACCGACGUAAAAGAAGCCUUUCCUAUUUCCUUUACCGGUUACAUUAAGUUACUGAAAUUUUGGAUAAAAUUGAGUUUGAAGUUAGCCUGCGAACACAGACGUCUUCUCGGUCGUCUGCGUUCGCAGGCUAGUUUGAAGUUUCUUCUUGGGUACUCUCCUAUAAUACAAUUUUAGUUGAGCUUACCUGCAUAAAUAUUAAACGUCCUGUAAUCAAUUAUAUUUUCUGGGCAGGUUACCGAGGAGAACGUUUAUAGCGUACUUUGCUUCGCUGACGUGUACCUGCUAAACGGUCUGAAACGCCUCUGUGCACGCGAGAUCAGCUCGUUACUUGACCCUGAUAGCGUGGUUACCGUUUUAAGGACGGCGCGUCUGUUUAACUUGCCCGGACUUGAAGUGAACUGCUGUGAAUACAUCAGUAAACACUUGGAAAAGGUAACGUAUGCGCUUUGUUCGUUCUCAUGUGUUUACUGAAUUUUACAGACUAAUAAUUAGGGCUUACACCUCCAGGCAGUCGAUAAUAAGAGUCAGUAAUACUAGGGACAGUUACUGAAAAUCCUGCCUAAACGAAUAAAGAAACUUCCUCCAUCCAAAUCCAGUCGUAAAGACCAAUUUCACAAUAUUUAAGGUGUGUCCACUGACUCUCCCCCCCUCCAACAAUGUUCUUAAAGACAAACAGUUAAGUGUAAUGGGCGCACAAAAUUCAACAUUGUUUGGGGGAGGGGAGGGAAGGGGUCAGUUUGAUUCUUAUCAUGAUGAGUGCCCUAACCUCUAGUGAAGACCAUUUUCCACCAUUUUUUUUCACUUCACCAGCACCAUGACCGCGGCCGGCGACGAAACAUUUUUCGCGCCAUAUUUCUAUAAACGCCCCGGAAAGAAGGGAGCACUGUUACCAACUAUAUUAAGGAUGGACCGAUAAAUUUGGAUGCCACAGGAUGUUUCAGUAUAAUAUGACGAUAAGUGUAAGACUUUUUCCGAAUUUUAACUCUUGGCAUUGUUGGGAGUUAACAGGCUUUUUGUUAAUGCGGUCACAGGUGAUUGACAAUAAGGAAUUCCAUUCCCUAAUCCUGGAGGACGCUUCCUCUGUACAAGGCCGUCAAGAAACAGACUCCAUCCCAGUAGUGGACGACAUCCGCUUCCAUUUAUAUAAGGUUGUUCUUCCUAUUAACGGCGUGUUAGAUGAUGAUGAUGAGAUCGUUGUGGAUGGUGAAAGCAGACUGCAGAUGUUAGAGACGUUGUUGCAGAAUCUUGGAGUGGAAUGUUAGAAGACUUCACAUUAGAAAACCGCCUUUUCUUCAGCCAAAUCGCCUUGUCUUUUCCACUUUUUUCUUAAUAUAGGGUUCUGGGAGUGAGUUCUCUCUCCUCCGCAAAGGCUCCCGCAGGGUCCGGGUAUUCC
Porites lobata is the source of this 8928-nucleotide messenger RNA. The record is from the annotation of a GenBank genome assembly. Lineage: Eukaryota; Metazoa; Cnidaria; Anthozoa; Scleractinia; Poritidae.